Molecule: messenger RNA, 1651 nt
Organism: Athalia rosae (coleseed sawfly)
Lineage: Eukaryota; Metazoa; Arthropoda; Insecta; Hymenoptera; Athaliidae
Product: coiled-coil domain-containing protein 149
Exons: 9
Coding region: 151-1440 (429 amino acids)
Source: RefSeq, a predicted model, not a curated record
ACGGUCAAAGUGCUUAGAAUCCACAACGUGUGGUUUUGUCACUAAACUCUAUAACAUAUUUUGUCAGCUGUGAAAUAGGAAGUCAAUUCGCAACUCAUAAUCAUAAGACAUUUUCAACUUUUAAUUUGAUGUGAUAUUACAAAUUUUAAAAUGUCAUUCGCUGCUCCAAUCCCAACAACUGGUAGAGAACAAGAUCCCUGUGAUACUGAAAAAUAUGCGCUCUCCAGAAAACUUAAAAGUAAGACCGAAGCCCUCAUAGUUUUGAGUCAAGAAUUAGAUCAAUGUAGAGCUCAACGUGAUCAGUUCAAAAUGAUGGCGGAACAGAUACAGGAAAGAUUUUCACAUUUUAAGAAGGAAAAGCCUACAAACAAUUCCAUGAAUAGCUUCCAGGGAAUUACUCAUGGAGAUUCUAGUGCGAUCCAUCUAUUGGCGGAGAUCAGGGAACACAAUAAGUGCCUCCGUCUCCAAGUUGAAACACUGCGGCAAAAACUUGGUGAUGCUCAAGGAGAUAUUCAAGUAUUAAGGACCAAUAAUCGCUGUGGAGUUGAACAGUCAGAAGUGCAGCCUGCUCCUGCCGCUCACCAGAGAGAAGAGAUGAUUGAGCAACUGGAGAAAUUGAACAUCAAAUGUGCCCAGUUACAAACUGAUCUCCAGACUCUACUAGACGAGAAACAUGAACUCGAAAUAGAGAGGGAUGCAUUCAAGUGUAAAGCACAUCGUCUGAAUCAUGAGUUAUCCAAAGCUCUGAGUGCCUCAAAGCCAGUGGACUUGGAUUCUCUGAUCAAUGAAAACAGGUAUUUGCAGGAGAGAUUACAGCAGAGUCUCGAAGAAAGAGAAUUAGCACAGCAAUCUUUGUCAAAAUACAAGAGCAUGCUGGAGACUAAAAGAAUCAAAGGAACUAUGAAACUGGGUGGCAAUUCAGCAGCUGGAACUAUCAUGACUCAUAAACAAGUGGAACAAUUACUCCAACGGGGGAUUCAGGUACCUGCACCGGCGUCCGCCGCUGCUGUUAACGAUCUACGUCGACUUUGUACAGCGUUACUGGAGACUCUUAAUGACAAAACAUUAGCGUUAGCUCAUCAAAAAAAAGCAAACAAGAUUUUGGCUCUCAGAAUAUGUGAAUUAGAGAAUAGUGUUCAAUCGCCAACAACUAAACUCUUAGAGGGUUAUGCAGGGGCAGAUGUCGAUACUCGACUAGGAUUCGAGUGUUUUGAUGAGAGUACCGAGUGUGCAAGUGCAAUAGAUUCAAAUCCAGAAAAGACCGACAACAAAAUAAACGCAGAGAUAUGCAGUGAUACGCUGGAAAGCAAUAUGGAGUAUAAGGACGGUCAUCUUUCCCAUACUACUAGUUCAAAGCAAAUAAAUUUGCCCAAAAAUUUAGAUGCUCUAGUCCAGAAAGCAUUGAUGAAUUUAAAUCUUGAUGGUAAACCAUUAUCGUAACAGCGGGUAUGAGCAUCUCAUCUAAAUGCGGUGUCUGCUCUCUGGUUACUGAAUGGAUUUUAUCUUGUUUUAGUUUAUUUCUCAUCAACCACUCUGGUUUUAGUCAAUUUCUAGUCGUGAUCAAAGAUUACCUCGAUACAAUGACAUGAAAUAAUGUAUAACAAACUAACUAACAUUUUAGUGAAAAUAAAGUGGAAAUGUUUUAUUAUAA